This is a messenger RNA of Python bivittatus (Burmese python), 1269 nucleotides long. RefSeq names its product ferredoxin 1 (gene FDX1). Gene Ontology annotation, biological process: P450-containing electron transport chain. NCBI's taxonomy places the organism in Eukaryota, Metazoa, Chordata, Lepidosauria, Squamata, Pythonidae. Gene Ontology annotation, molecular function: 2 iron, 2 sulfur cluster binding; electron transfer activity. Gene Ontology annotation, cellular component: mitochondrion. The record is from RefSeq and is a predicted model, not a curated record.
AGUUGCUCGCGCUGCUUCUUCCGCCGCCUUCGUAGAAUCGCUUUCGCCUGCCGUUGCAGCAUGGCCACCUCAGGUUGCUUCCGUCUUCUCUCCCGAGCUGCGCCGUCUUCCUCCUGGCGGCUCCUGGCGGCUCCUCUCCGGACUAGCACCGGCUGGAGUAGCGCAGUCCGCCUGGGCCCUUGCCGGCCCUUCCACGCCGCGGCGGGGCUCAGCUCAGAAGAAAAAGUUACAGUGCACUUUAUAAAUCGUGAUGGUGAUAAACUAACAGCCAAAGGGAAGGUUGGAGAUUCACUUCUAGAUGUUGUGAUAGAUAACAAUCUAGACAUAGAUGGAUUUGGUGCAUGUGAAGGAACACUUGCCUGCUCUACGUGUCACUUAAUUUUUGAAGACCACAUAUUUGAAAAAUUAGAUGCAAUUACAGAUGAAGAAAUGGAUAUGCUGGAUCUUGCCUAUGGCUUGACAGAAAGAUCACGUUUGGGUUGUCAAAUUUGCUUGAAGAAAUAUAUGAACAAUAUGACUGUCCGAGUGCCUGAAGCUGUUGCUGAUGCCCGACAAAGUAUAGAUAUGAGCAAUAAUUCUUAAACUAGUGCUUAGGGCAUGUUUUGUGAUAUUAAAAAUAUUUUACCACUUAUUUUUAAUUUUUUAAUGAAAUUUGCAAAUACUCAUCCUUUGAUUAUUUGUGUUAAAGUAUGAAUUUUUAAAAAUUACAGUCAGCCUUAUUUUAAGAGGAUAAAACAAGAGAUUUAGAAGGGAUUUGUAGAAUGAUAGACACAUGAUAAAAUACAGUUAAAGAGCAGGCACUUUCCUUGUAAGGAAAUAGCUGCUUUUAUUUUCAUUUAAUAACACAUCAUCACUGCUGUUGCAUUCAAGUUUUCCUGAGGUAAUAAUUACAUGCUGGGUUUACAGUAGCUCAAAAUAAAAGUCCCCUUUUAAAUUAUAUUUUUCAUACUGAGGCACUGACAGUACAUUUACCAGAGAAUGAGUCACUAGUGAUACUAGUCACUAUCAGCUGAUCAGUUUUGGCAUAAAUUAAUUGUACAAUUGUGUAAUUGUGCAAAGUCCUCUUGAGACUUAUAGGAGUUGCAUAUGCAUAGCUGUAUGCCAUAUUGUGGCCAACAUGUCAGAAGCAUUUUAAAAGAUUUUUUAUUAGGAAUACUGCAUAAGUACCAUAUUAUUUUGAGGAAGUUGUAUAGGCAAAUAUUUACAUUUCUGGUGUUGGUCUUCUGGGCUGUGUGGCCGUGUUCUGGAAGUUUUCCAGAAACUUCCAGA